This is a messenger RNA of Agrilus planipennis (emerald ash borer), 1982 nucleotides long. Its product is annotated as synaptic vesicle glycoprotein 2B. The record is from RefSeq and is a predicted model, not a curated record. Gene Ontology annotation, molecular function: transmembrane transporter activity. Gene Ontology annotation, cellular component: membrane. Lineage: Eukaryota; Metazoa; Arthropoda; Insecta; Coleoptera; Buprestidae. Gene Ontology annotation, biological process: transmembrane transport. The coding region runs from base 127 to 1812 and encodes 561 amino acids. The transcript has 5 exons.
AAAAUAUAGAAGGUGCAUUUUGCUUUCAGAAAAUUUGUUUUUGCCAAAGCCUACUGCCCCCACUAGCCGCCCCCGGAGUUCCUGCUUUCGCCGCAAAAACAUCAACCUAACCAGCGACAUCGUAGGAUGGUAGAAACUGUCCCUCCUUUCAAAAAUAACGAUAAUUCUGAUGUAAAAGACGAGCGAGUCGUAAACGGUUGUGGACCGACUAGCGUCGAGCUUCCCAAAUUUAAGACCGUCGAUCUCGGUAAGGAUCCUGAGAAAGGCGGAUUUGGAUCGUCCCCAUUACCAUAUUCUGGCAACGAGAAGGCAGACUUCGAGGGUGCCAUCGAACAGACCGGAUAUGGAAAGUUCCACUACCUCCUGCUAGCAAUAUGCGGCUUCGUCAGCACGGCGGAGGAGAUGGACGUCAUCUCGAUGUCCUUCAUCCUACCGUCCGCGCAGUGCGACCUGGAUCUCAACACUCAGGCCAAAGGAUGGCUCAACUCCAUCAUCUUCAUCGGGAUGAUGGCAGGAGCCUAUGCCUGGGGAUCAGUGGCAGAUUCUCUGGGUCGCAAGAAACUCCUUAUAGUCAUCUCAUUCACGAACGCUCUGUGCAUUGUUGCGUCAAGUUUCAGCCAGAGCUAUGAGGUGUUUAUGGUUUUCAGAUUUUUAAACGGGGCGGCAUUAGGGGGCAGUGGACCAGUGAUUUGGUCCUAUUUUGCAGAAUUUCAACCGAAGUCAAAACGAGGUGCCAUGCUUUCAUUCAUGGCCGCUUUUUGGACCCUCGGUAAUCUCUUCGUAGCAGGGUUAGCUUGGGUUAUAAUUCCUUCAGAAAUGGGGAUAGAUACCCCAUACUUUAAGUACAAUUCUUGGAGAAUUUUCUUGUUCAUUUGUUCUCUUCCGUCAUUUAUCGUGGCUGCUUUGCUGCUAUUUCUACCGGAAAGUCCUAAAUUUUUACUUUCACGGGGAAGAACCGAUGAAGCGCUUAGUAUAUUCCGUAGAAUUUAUAAAAUGAACACCGGAAAUCCCAAAGAAAGUUAUCCAGUUAAACACUUAAUUUUGGACGAAAUGGAUAACCAAGAGGUGUACGUUAAGCCAACUUCGUUUUUGCAAAAAUAUGAAGGGAUGGUUUCUGACAUUUUGGACAACAGCAAGCAGCUUUUCGUUUCCCCAAUUCUAAAAUUAACCUUUAUAUCCAUCACUAUAAACUUCACAUUCCACAUUGGUUAUUACGGGCUGAUGAUGUGGUUCCCAGAACUUUUUACUAGGUUUGAUGAAUAUUCCAGAGCUCAUCCGGGAGUUGAAGCGAGCGUUUGUAUUGUCACUGACUUUGUAGUCAAUAACGGUAGCCAUCAAGAUGCUACUUGUUCAAGUACCAUCGAAAGUAACGUUUUCAUGGAAUCUUUGGUCACUGUAGCAUCUGCUUUACCAAGCAACAUCAUUGCUGUUCUGUUGAUGGAUCGUCUUGGUAGAAAGUUCUUCUUGGUUUUCAGUACAGUAACAUCUGGUAUAUGUUCGGCUUGUAUGUAUUUAGUCUAUAAUAAUGUUCAAAACUUAGCGGUAUCGGCAGUAUUUAGUGGUGUUAUCUCAUGCGGUAAUGCCGCGUUAGAUUGCUUAAUAACAGAAAUUUUUCCAACCAACCUCAGGGCAACUGGUAUAGCAAUAUCUAUGGUAGCGGCGCGUUUGGGAGGUAUAAUUGGUAAUAUAGUUAUUGCCCAAUUGUUAGAUAUGUAUUGUCCAGCACCUACGUUUAUAGUGGCCACCCUUCUUAUAGGGGGUGGUUUGCUAUGUCUAUUUUUACCAAACACAACUCGUGAACCUUUGAACUAAAAACUUAUUGAUGGAUCCAUUACCCUAUAGUUACCAUUAUUAGCACACGAAAGAGAGGAAUUUAUUUAGAAUUAUCUAACCACCUUACAUUUAGAGUUUUGUAGAUAGUUUUUAAUGUGUUAUAUAUUCGUAAGUUCAAAUAAAUACAUGCUAUUUGCAAAAAGUUAAAA